Messenger RNA from Clonostachys solani, 429 nucleotides. NCBI's taxonomy places the organism in Eukaryota, Fungi, Ascomycota, Sordariomycetes, Hypocreales, Bionectriaceae. The record is from the annotation of a GenBank genome assembly.
AUGGAGCAAGUGGUCGGGGGCGCAUUCAGUGGCUACCUGGAUUCAUCAUUGGAAGAGUCUACCGUGGAUGUCCUAUUAAAGGGGACUAAGAACGCCGGCGAAGACACACUCACCAUCGGCCUUGCCCUAGGGAAACUCGGAGACUUGAUGGGAUCUAGAGUUGAAAGCCUGCUCCGAGGCAUCUUCGACCGACUGGUCGAUACAACAUUCGAUAUCCGAUGGAGCUCGGCAAGUGAUACUUGUCGCGACCUCUGCGACAAGCUUCUCGACCAGCCUCGGUUCCGUUGCCUUUUCCCACCCAGUCCUGACACCGGCACGGUUGACUACCCUCUCCUUGUGAGCUUUACAUAUCGACCAGGUCCAUUGGUUGCAGAAAACCCGUGGCCCAAAUACGAAGCACCUAACGGCUUCGUCGAGAAUAUCUACUGA